UUUGCUUUCUGCUGCUUUUAUCCCCUUCCUCCAAAGCACCCACACUCCCCUUUUCCCUGUUUCCCUGUUUUGCAGGGCACCAUGCUGCAGGCCAUUGAGAGGUACAUGAAGCAGGCCAUUGUGGACAAGGUCCCUGGCGUGUCCAGCUCUGCCCUCGUGUCUUCCUUGCACAUGAUGAAGAUCAGCUAUGAUGUGGUGAAAAGGUGGAUCAAUGAAGCUCAGGAAGCAGCUUCCAGUGACAACAUCAUGGUCCAGGGCACCAUGCUGCAGGCCAUUGAGAGGUACAUGAAGCAGGCCAUUGUGGACAAGGUCCCUGGCGUGUCCAGCUCUGCCCUCGUGUCUUCCUUGCUUUUCUGCAGCUCUCCCAAGCCUGUCCUGCGCUAUGCAGCCGUGAGGACCCUCAAUAAAGUGAGUGCUCCAAAAACCUCCAAAACCUCCAAAACCUCCAAAAAACUUCAUUCUGUGAGCCUGAUGAUGGCUGUGCCACCUCAGGUGCCCUGGCAUGGCUUCAUUUGGAAUUAUUCCAUGCUGGAGAAUUGGGAAAAAGCCAAUCUGGCUUUUCUGUGCCAGCUCUCCUGGCACGAGAGUCCCCUGUUUGACUUCAUUGAGAGCUGCCUGAGGAACAAGCACGAGAUGGUGAUUUAUGAGGCUGCCUCUGCCAUCAUCCACCUGCCCAACUGCAGUGCCAGGGAGCUGGCACCGGCUGUGUCAGGAUGCUGCACCUCCCACCUCAUUUUGGAACUGCAUCCCUUGCAGGUGGCCAUGAAACACCCAUCUGCAGUGACUGCCUGCAACCUGGACCUGGAGAACCUGAUCACUGACUCCAACAGGAGCAUUGCCACGCUGGCCAUCACCACCCUGCUCAAGACUGGCAGCGAGAGCAGCGUGGACAGGCUGAUGAAACAAAUCUCCUCCUUCGUCUCAGAAAUCUCUGACGAGUUCAAGGUGGUGGUGGUGCAGGCCAUCAGUGCCCUGUGCCAGAAGUACCCGCGCAAGCAUGGUGUGAUGAUGACCUUCCUGUCCAACAUGCUCAGGGAUGAUGGUGGCUUUGAGUACAAGAGAGCCAUCGUGGACUGCAUCAUCAGCAUCAUCGAGGAGAACCCCGAGAGCAAGGAGGCCGGGCUGGCCCACCUGUGCGAGUUCAUCGAGGACUGCGAGCACACCGUGCUGGCCACCAAGAUCCUGCACCUGCUGGGCAAGGAGGGGCCCAGGACCCCCUGCCCCUCCAAGUACAUCCGCUUCAUCUUCAACAGGGUGGUGCUGGAGAACGAGGCUGUCAGGGCUGCUGCUGUCAGUGCUCUGGCCAAGUUUGGGGCCCAGAACGAGAAUCUGCUCCCCAGCAUCCUGGUGCUGCUGCAGAGGUGCAUGAUGGACAGCGACGACGAGGUGAGGGACAGGGCAACGUUCUACCUGAACGUGCUGCAGCAGAGACAGCUGGCCCUGAACGCUGCCUACAUCUUCAAUG
This is a messenger RNA of Zonotrichia albicollis (white-throated sparrow), 1465 nucleotides long. The record is from RefSeq and is a predicted model, not a curated record. Lineage: Eukaryota; Metazoa; Chordata; Aves; Passeriformes; Passerellidae.